AAGUUUGAUCAAUCACAGCUCUUCUUCUCCUACAGAGAGCCAAUCACAGGCGGGUGAGGGCGGGCGUUACCUCAGAUCGUAAUGGCGGAGCUGAAGGAGGCGGAAGCUGCUCCGCGUUACCAGGAGGACGCAGAAAUCACACGGGGCGAUGGUGCAGCUGCAGCCGGGGCCCAAGCAGCCACUCGCUCAGCGGAGGACCAGGCGGCUGACGACCACGAUGCCAAACCCUCCACCACCACCUCGGAGAGACACGUGUCCAUCCAGACCCAGCUGGACGGCCUCGAGGUGCUGGUGGACCUGAACGGAGCGGGACGCAAGUCUUGUCCUCUGUGUCCGGAGGAGAAGUUCAAAGCUUGUUACAGCCACAAGCUGCGUCGCCACCUGCAGAACCUCCACUGGAAGGUCUACGCUGAGUUUGAAGGCCAGAGGAUGUGUAUCUGCCACUUGCCCUGCAGGAACCUGAAGCCCGGCCUGACUGGAGAUCAGGCCUCAGGACGCCACGUGGCCCACUACCACUGUGUGGUCUGCUCCGUCACCAUCGCCCGCAAGACCGACAUGAUCAGCCACCUGAAGCGCCACGUCAACAAGGGCGAGACGGAGGCCAGCUACAGCGGCUGCUCCGACCUGCCAGUGGAAGAGCCCGCUCCCUCUGGUCAGGCCUUUGAAAUCAUGAAAGAACUUGGAACGAACGUGCAGCUCCUCCCCAACCACACCACCCCCCAGAAGAGCGACACCUACUUCAACCGCAAGAUGAAGGCCAACAGGCAGCUGGUGUUCUGUGCGCUGGCCGUUCUGGCCGAGGAGAGAAACCCGCUGGAGUGUCUGGACGCGUUCGGAGCCACAGGGAUCAUGGGCCUCCAGUGGGCCAAGCACCUGCGUCAGGCCGUCAAAGUGACCGUGACGGACAUCAGCGACAUCUGCGUCAAAAUGAUCAAAGAGAACUGUGAGCUGAACCACAUCCGAGUGGAGGGGGGGGCGCGAGGCCCCCGGGGGCCCGAGGGGGGCGGCAGCGAGGAGGAGGGGACGCCCAUCGCCACGGUGGAGGUCGUCAAGAUGGAUGCCAACGUCAUCAUGCACCUCCGGCCCUUUGACUACAUUCACCUGGAUCCGUUCGGCACGGCGGUGAACUACCUGGACGCCGCCUUCAGGAACGUGCGGAACCUGGGCAUCGUGUCGGUGACGUCCACGGACACCGGCUCGCUGUACGCCAAAGCUCCCAACGUCACGCUGCGGCACUACAGCAGCCACAUCGUGCGCACCGAGUACUACAAGGAGCUGGCUGCUCGCAUCGUGGUGGCCACCGUGGCACGGGCGGCGGCUCGCUGUAACAAAGGCAUCGAGGUGCUGCUGGCGGUGGCGCUGGAGCACUUCGUCCUGGUGGUGGUGAGGGUCCUCAGGGGCCCCACGCAGGCCGACGAGUCCGCCAGGAAGCUGCGGAAGCUGGUCCACUGUCAGUGGUGCGAGGAGAGGGUCUUCCUCAAACUGGGGAACAUGGUGGACGAAACGCUGCCCUGCAACUGUCAUGGAAGUCUGCCUGGGAAGACGGCUGUGUACCUGGGACCGCUAUGGGCUGGUCCUCUGUUUAACACAGGCUUCCUGAGGAGGAUGCUCUCGGCGGCGGUGCAGCACAGUAUGGACGACAUCCAGCCGCUCGUCAAAACUCUGAUCUGCGAGUCCGACUGCACGUCCCUCAAGUCUCUGAUGCACGGACCGUCCGCCUUCAACCAGGUGGAGUGUGGAGUCGUGAUCAAGACGUUACACAGCGGAGAGGAGUCGGGUCCUGAUCAGUCCGGGAAGAGGAAGAGCGGCGAGGAGUCGGGGAACCCGGUGAAGAGGCUGAAGUCCGACGCGUCUCUGGAACAUCCGCCGUUCUACUACAGCAUCCACCGCCACAGCAUCCGGGGCAUGAACAUGCCCAAGCUGAACAAGUUCCUUCUGUACCUGAUGGAGGCCGGCUUCAGGGUGAGUCGGACCCACUUCGACCCGACGGGGAUUCGAACCGACGCCAAGCUGGAGCAGUUCAAGUCAGUCCUCACGAAGUACAGCGUGCCUACGUACACCAGCGCCACGCAGACGAGCCUGAGCUCAGAGAAAAGAACCUGAGAGUCCAUCUCUGCUCACCAGGUUCUGCACUGACCAGAGACCAGGUUCUCCUCUCAUGUGAUUCAACAGAGCAAAGAAACUUUCUUCUAUUUAUUUUGCAUUUCUCAGAUUAAUAUGGUACAGGUUUGAUUGUUUCUGGCUGGUUUAUUGUGGUUUUAUUUCUUUUGCCUUUUAAACAAUAAAAGUCUUUGUUCCCAGA
This is a messenger RNA of Pleuronectes platessa (European plaice), 2302 nucleotides long. It is a transcript of the gene trmt1l, whose product is annotated as tRNA methyltransferase 1-like. The coding region runs from base 82 to 2103 and encodes 673 amino acids. The transcript is spliced from 16 exons. Gene Ontology annotation, molecular function: RNA binding. Lineage: Eukaryota; Metazoa; Chordata; Actinopteri; Pleuronectiformes; Pleuronectidae. The record is from RefSeq and is a predicted model, not a curated record. Gene Ontology annotation, biological process: tRNA N2-guanine methylation. Gene Ontology annotation, cellular component: nucleus.